Messenger RNA from Gossypium arboreum, 768 nucleotides. RefSeq lists its product as uncharacterized. The transcript has 2 exons. Lineage: Eukaryota; Viridiplantae; Streptophyta; Magnoliopsida; Malvales; Malvaceae. The coding region runs from base 1 to 768 and encodes 255 amino acids. The record is from RefSeq and is a predicted model, not a curated record.
AUGGAAGACUUGAACCGUGAGCUCUAUUUGGUUUGUAUCACUCGUGUGUUUCUUGGUAGUUUCUUUGGUGUGGUUACAGGGUUUCGGUCUAUUGGUCUGGUGGUGGGUGGUUUCCUUCUUAAAGUGGUGGGAUUUAUGCUGUCAAUGAUGGUGGAAGAUAUCAAUGCUCUCUUUGAAAGACUUAACUUCUCCGAGGAAGAGGCAAUAAAAGUGGUUAGCUCGAAAGUAAAAUCUUUAAAAAUACAAGGCUAUGAGGCUUGGGCGAUUGGUAAGAUAAUGUCAGAUGAGAGGGUGAAUAAAAACGUGAUGUAUCGUGUCCUCAAAUCACUUUGGUUCACCAAGGAAGAGGUAAAUUUUGUGGAAUUAAAAGAGGGUGUGUUCUUGGUUGAGUUCGGCGUUAUAGAAGAUAGAGCACGGAUAUUAAAUCUAUCUCUAUGGUUGUUUGAUCAAUGUCUUUUUGCUAUGCUUCCAUAUGUCAAAGACCAAGGUUUAGAUAGUUAUGCUUUUAAUUUUAUGUUGUUUUGGGUAAGAAUUUUUAACAUUCCUCUUGAGUACAUGGAUAGACAGGUUGCUCUCGAUGUGGGUAAGGCCAUAGGGAAUGUGGUUGCGAUAGGCUGGCAGGAUAACGAUAGAAGGUGGACCGAAUUCAUUAGGGUAAGGGUUAAGAUAAACGUCCUGAAACCCUUACGCAGAGUGGUCCAUUUUGUUGGAAAUGAUGGCGUUGAAACAAUGUGCGCCAUAAAAUACGAACGCCUUCCAGCAUUUUGA